CGCGUGUGUCGUUCGCUGCUGUCAGUUGUCAAAGUGGGCCCACUGUGUGUUUUGUAAUGCCCUUUUCGCAGCAAGACACUCGUCUGACACGCACGUACUUUCUUUUCUAUUCUGUCUGAAAUCCGUGAAUUUCGACAGAAUGUCUCGAAACCGAGCCGCUGAGGAGACGGACAAGCAGACGCGUAUUGCCAUCGUCAGUUCCGACAAGUGCAAGCCCAAGCGAUGUCGGCAGGAGUGCAAAAAGUCCUGCCCGGUAGUCCGGAUGGGCAAACUUUGCAUCGAGGUCGCAAUGGACUCGAAGAUUGCGUCUCUUUCGGAGGAGCUGUGCAUCGGGUGUGGUAUUUGUGUGAAGAAAUGUCCCUUCGAGGCCAUUACAAUCAUCAACAUUCCGAGUAAUCUGGACAAGCAUACCACGCAUCGUUAUUCGAAGAACUCGUUUAAGCUACAUCGGUUGCCGAUUCCCCGUCCGGGUGAAGUGCUUGGGCUUGUAGGACAGAACGGUAUUGGCAAGUCUACUGCUUUGAAAAUUCUGGCUGGUAAGUUGAAGCCCAAUUUGGGCCGUUACUCUGAUCCACCAGACUGGACCGAGAUUCUGGCUCACUUCCGAGGAAACGAACUGCAGAACUACUUUACGAAAAUUUUGGAAGAUAGCUUAAGAGCUUUGAUAAAGCCGCAGUACGUGGAUCAAAUUCCCAAAGCCGUUAAAGGCACGGUUGCUGCUUUGCUGGAUAAAAGAGAUGAACGCAAAAACCAGAAAGAGAUUUGCGAUUUGUUGGAUUUAAGCCACAUUCGUGACCGUGAGAUACAGGCUUUGUCGGGAGGAGAGUUGCAGCGUUUUGCCUGUGCUAUGGUGUGCAUCCAGGAUGGGGACAUUUUUAUGUUCGAUGAACCGUCGUCCUAUCUAGACGUAAAACAACGCUUGAACUGCGCUAUGACAAUUCGUUCGCUGAUCCAUCCGGAUAAAUUCAUCAUCGUGGUAGAGCACGAUUUGUCCGUACUGGAUUAUCUGUCUGAUUUCAUUUGCUGUCUCUAUGGAGUUCCUGGAUGCUACGGAGUGGUUACUAUGCCUUUCUCUGUUCGAGAAGGUAUUAACAUUUUCCUCGAUGGUUACGUUCACACCGAGAACAUGCGUUUCCGCACGGAAUCGUUGACAUUCAAAGUGUCCGAGUCGGCUUCCGAGGAGGAAAUCAAACGUACUUGUCAUUACGUGUAUCCGCAGAUGAAGAAAAAACUAGGCAGCUUCACACUCUCGGUUCAGGACGGACAAUUUAGUGAUUCGGAGAUCAUCGUUCUGCUGGGAGAAAAUGGAACAGGAAAAACAACCUUCAUUCGUAUGCUUGCCGGAAACCUGGAGCCAGAUGAGGAGUCAGAAAAGCUGCCCUGUCUUAACAUUUCUUACAAGCCACAGAAAAUUUCCCCCAAGAGUCAAUCCACGGUGCGUAAUCUUCUACACGAGAAGAUCCGUGAUGCUUAUAUUCACCCGCAGUUCAUUGCGGACGUUAUGAAACCGAUGAAAAUUGACGAAAUCAUGGAUCAGGAGGUGCAAAACUUAUCCGGUGGUGAAUUGCAACGUGUAGCUCUGGUUCUGUGCUUAGGAAAACCAGCCGAUGUGUAUUUGAUUGAUGAACCGUCAGCCUAUCUGGACUCCGAGCAGCGUUUGAUUGCUGCGAAGGUUAUUAAGAGAUACAUUCUGCAUGCCAAGAAAACUGGCUUCGUGGUAGAGCACGAUUUUAUCAUGGCAACUUACCUGGCCGAUCGGGUGAUUGUGUUCGAGGGAAAACCUUCGGUUGACACCACCGCCCACACACCCCAGUCGCUGUUGAACGGAAUGAACCGCUUCCUGGAACUGCUCGAGAUCACAUUCCGGAGAGAUCCGAACAACUUCAGGCCUAGAAUCAACAAGCUGAAUUCGGUUAAGGAUGUUGACCAAAAGCGAGCUGGACAGUACUUCUUCUACGAAGAGCCCUAAGCAGAUCGGAACCAUUUAGUCUGAUUUAUUUUCUAAUAUACACUUCAAGAAACAAAAUGUAUUCGUUUAUACCAACAAAAAACCGCUUGAAUACAUGAUAACUAACGUACGGUAAAGUUAUUCAAACUGGAACUUAGGAGGAAAUCGUCUGGUACUUUAGCGACGGCGGAUUUUUUUUUUUACUUCAUUUUAUGAUAUUUUGGCUGCAAUCUGUGGAAGCAUAGGACAUCAAUUCGCAAAUUUUAUCUCAUUCGAUAGAACGAAAAUUGUACAAGGUGAACAGUUGUUAGAUUUGCGAGUAUUUUUUUUUAUUAUUUUCACGUCAAAUAUACUUUGUGAUUAUUUAAA
Molecule: messenger RNA, 2317 nt
Organism: Wyeomyia smithii (pitcher-plant mosquito)
Lineage: Eukaryota; Metazoa; Arthropoda; Insecta; Diptera; Culicidae
Gene: pix
Product: protein Pixie
Exons: 5
Coding region: 140-1969 (609 amino acids)
Biological process (GO): translational termination; translational initiation; ribosomal subunit export from nucleus
Molecular function (GO): ATP binding; iron ion binding; ATP hydrolysis activity
Source: RefSeq, a predicted model, not a curated record